AUGGUCGUUUCUUAUCAUAACCCAUCCCAUUGGCACGCGCUUUCACCAGAGGCAAUACAAAGCAUGACCGGGAGCGAUAACCAAUUAACUGGACUGGCUCUAAGCAGCCUUCUUGGUCCGACACUCGGCUCCAGUCAGCCAAUUUCAGCAGAUGUUAGACACUUUGAGGAUGCUCUUCGUUCUUUGGCUAACCAAUGGAGAAUAGAUGAGGCUUCUCAGACCUUUGAUUCUCCAGCUGACUUUUCAACCACCGACUCAGUCUGGGACGCUCAGUUAGGACGUUUACUUGGGCCGUUAAUAAGUCAGAUGCAGGCCAAAAAAAAACGCGUUGGCCAGCUGGCCGAUGUGCCGAUAAGUUGGCCUAAUAUUGGCGAUAUCGGCGAGGAUGAUGACGCCCUAUGUAUGUCAGCGAUCCGGUCUCAUGUGCCUGAGGGGCACACGUUCAAGGCUUAUCCAUUACAGGUUGGCCUAGCAUUAUUGUAUCAACAACUUUGCUCUCCCAUCAUGCAUCCAAAAUGUAUUCUCCUCCAUGCACAUCCACGUCGCGCAUUCAGCACUGCUUUACGAUCUCAAUUUUUUCGAGAGAUACUCUCCUGUCGAGGCGAUCACAUCCGCUUGGCUUUGAAAGCCAAGAUUUAUGCUCUCGCUGAAUCUGCUGUCACUGUCUGGCUUGUAUUCGCCUGUACUUACCGCCAAUCUAUAUAA
This is a messenger RNA of Protopolystoma xenopodis, 705 nucleotides long. The record is from the annotation of a GenBank genome assembly. NCBI's taxonomy places the organism in Eukaryota, Metazoa, Platyhelminthes, Monogenea, Polystomatidea, Polystomatidae.